Molecule: messenger RNA, 1190 nt
Organism: Saccostrea cuccullata (small rock oyster)
Lineage: Eukaryota; Metazoa; Mollusca; Bivalvia; Ostreida; Ostreidae
Exons: 6
Coding region: 531-1142 (203 amino acids)
Biological process (GO): carbohydrate metabolic process
Molecular function (GO): hydrolase activity, hydrolyzing O-glycosyl compounds
Source: RefSeq, a predicted model, not a curated record
AAAGUCAUUUCUGGCCAUUCGGUAUGUAACAGGUUUUCACUAUGCUGUUGGGUUAUUUGAUCACAAUUUGUUUUUGUGUUACAUUUCAUGGGACAGGUGCGUCCACUGAAUUGUUCCACAAUGCUGAUUUCGAGAGCACUUCCUUUUCCGGUAAUUGGGUAGCUAUUGACUGUACCAUGACUUCCCGUACUGAUGAUAAAUAUCAUGGAACUCGCAGUAUCAUGGUCUCUCAUAGGCGAGUAAAAUGUCAUCCAUCCCUAUUUCCUGUUUUUAUGGUUGAAGCAAUGAUAAUUGCCUUGCCUUUGUUUAAGUUUGGUUUGAGUUUAUUCUGAAUCACUUACGAAAGUAAUGAUUUAGACAUAAAUAUAACAUAAUUGUUUCUAUACCAGUUUUUGAAUUAGCUAUAUAUUUAUCCUUCAAAUGAAGCUUUCUUGUUCUUGUGUAAAUCUUUCUGAUGUUGUAGACAUCAUGUGUGGUCGGCAGUCCGGCAGACAUUUCAUGUCACUCCUGGGAAGAAUUAUGUGGUUAAGAUGUACUUCAAGCUCCUUAACCUUCCUGAUGGACACCCUUACGCCGAAGUCAAACUGAACGUGGCUCUUACAGUAAACGGACAUCCGAAGUACUUCAUGUUGGCAAAGGUUCCUAUGCAACAGCUAAAAUUUGGAUGGACGGAAAUAAGUGGCGAUUUUUAUGCCCAAGAAGGAGCCACAGUUGCUUAUCCAUACAUAGAGAUACCAGACAUUUCUGUCAAUUACCUGGUUGACUUCGCCAGUGCUCAGGAGCUACCCCAUAAUUCACACUGGAUGCCAGAUGCUCAAAAAAGAAUCAACAGUAUCCGAAAGGCCCCUGUUUCAUUCAAAUUGGCACAUGGGGUUAAUGCACAUGGCAUUUCAAUCGAGUUGAUCCAAAUGAAACGAGAUUUCGCUUUUGGAACUGCUGUGGUUGCUCAAUCCAUGACCAAUCAAUCUGAAAAGGGAUACCAGGACUUCGUGUACAAGAACUUUGAGUGGACAGUCUUUGAAGGUGCUCUGAAGUGGUUGGCAAUGCAGUGGUCAGAGAAUCACUUUAACUUAGACAGAGCGUUGAAUGCUAUUUCUGCACUGAAAUCUCAUGGGCAAGUAUUACACAUCUGGAUAACCUAAAUUUCAUCAGGCGUAUGAGUUAUAUAUAUUCAAGAUAAAUCAUUGUAA